AGUUGAAUAUUCUGAAAUGCAGCUGAAAAAAAUGAGGGAAAUCUUACCAAAAUUGUAUCCUGGACAACUUAGUGAUGAAAAUAAUUCCUUAAGUACCUCCCCAAAACAGUCUUCAGAGGAUAAAGCUAAUCCAUCAAAAGGGGAUGAUGACCAGAAUUGCUGUUACCAAGGGACUGAGGCUGAGAAUAAUAAGCUCUCACUAAUAAGCUGUAUGAAAUGCAGAAAUGUUCAGAAAAUUUCAAUGCAGGAUAUAGAAAAGCAUAAGAAACUUGGGUGGACUGAAGACAGUUCUUUCAUCUGCAAGAAAUGCAGUCAUAUUACACAACCUGCCCUCCAUUUUGUUCCUGAGGGUGCCAGUGCUGUAGACUUUGAAAAACAAGAAAAAACAUCCCCAAGUAAAAACCAGAAAACUUUUAAAGUAAAGAACUUCCUGCCGGGUAAAUAUUACUGUGAUAAAUGUAGAUUUUCAACAAAGGAUCCUUUGCAGUAUAAAAAGCAUGUAAGUCAACAUGACGAAAUUAAAUUUAUAUGUUCCCACUGCGGUUAUGUAUCCUACACCAAAGGAGAAUUCCAGAGACAUUUGGUGAAACACACUGGCACUUUUCCAUAUCAGUGUGAAUACUGUGAAUAUGGUGCUGUUAGACAUGAUUAUAUUGUAAAACAUACAAGAAGAGUGCAUGAAAUGCCCACAAAACGGCUAAAAAAUACCCCCGUAAACCAUAAGCAGAAAAAAUCUUGCUUGCCAAGUCAAAGCACUUUAUAUCAAAAGCAGAAAUAUGAUAAAAAAAAACCUUUACGAAAUGAAUUUCCAAGCUCGUCUCCCAAUACUAUUCGUGAAGUUCCAGAUAAAGGGACUAAAAUAGUCUGUUUGUCUCAUGAUAUAGAAUGUAUCAGAAAUGCAACUUCCAACCAGGACAAAACAUUGUUGGAGCCAUCUGAAGUAAGUGUAUGUGAGAAUCAAAGCGUGGAAGUUGAGGUGUAUUCUCCAAAAACAGAACCUUUGCAACCUGGGAUGCCUUUAACAGUAAUUGCACCAUCUGAACUUGUAGUUCCCUCUAACUGCUUAGCUCAAAUAGUAGAGAUUAAAAUAGUAAAUGGAGCACGACAGCUGGUUCUUAAAUUAAUUCCUAUGAAAGAUGGAACUUCCAAACCUGUGAACUGUGAUGAAGACGAACCCGAGAAUCAAGGUACAGAACGACCUACAGAAGGAAGAAAAAUACCUUCCACGUUUCAAAAUGAGUUGCUAACCAUGGAAGUGAAUGUAGACAAAUUAUCCAGUGUUAGCAACCAGCUUACAUCAGAUAGCAUAUAUGGUAAGAAUUCUGAAUGUUUCUAUACUUCUAGCAGUCAACCCUCGGACUGUAACUCUACACAGAAGGAAGAUGCAUCGAAAUUUUGCUUUCAUUUGGUGAAAGGUAUUGAUGUCCAUUCAAGUGUUAUAGAACUUUGUUCUCAGUCUCUAGUGACUUGUAGUACUGAAAAAGAAAGUGAUCCUAAAUCCUUAAGGAGAGAAACAGAUGGCAAAAAUAAUUUGCGUUAUGACUUGUACUGUUACAAAGGAAGUCUGGAUGUAUCCCCUUCCAAAUAUGCCACUACUUCUGAAGAUAAAAGUUCCAAGAAUGUUUCAGGAAACGCUGUUCAAGAAGGCAAAAAUUCCUCUUCUUCUGCACUCCUUAAAGAAAAGGAUACAUUGCCUUUGAAGAGUGAAGACAAUGAAUGUAAGAGUCCACUCAUCAACUCUCCAGGGAUAUGUUUAUUUACUACGGAUUUUGAUAACAAAUCUAUUAAAUCUUGUGAAGCAGGAAGAAAUUUUCACGUCACUAAAACUUCACCUUUGGAGCAUACGAAUGUUAGCUUAAGCAAAUUGAAGGGAGUUGAUGCCAUAAAUCCAAAGAACAAUCUUCUCCUAGAAUCACUAGAGUUACAGAGAAUGGAAAACUAUGCCAGCCCUUUUGAGGGACCUGUCAUUUCAUCUGUAUUUUCUCUUAGCUCUGGUGCUGAAAAUGUUCCAGAAGGCAUUAGAUGGGAUGAUACAACAUGCAGUAAAAAGUCAGCAACAUUGCUGUGCAGAAAGAUUGCUCAGUUGAUGUCUGCUGCUGAGUCUAACAUGAAGUCUAUGCCUUUGAGAUGCCAAGUCGCUAGUAAAAAGGUGCUUUUGUCUCAGGAAAAUUCAGCAAGCUGUGAGAGAAUUGCCCCUGCUGCUGAGUUGGAACAAUCUGUAUCUUGGCCUCAGCUGCUUGGUGGGAACAGUGUGAUUGGUGGUGAAGAACACAGUGAAGACCAACUCCUUACAGUUGCACAGGCAUCUAAAAGCAGGAUGGCUAAAAACUCCCAUGUUGCCACUCCAGUGUUUAUUCCCAAAGGGACAGUGCUGAGAGUGCUGAAUGCUGCCAGCGGUCAAGACCCAACUGGAAUAGAAAGCAGGAGUGAAACAUCAGUUCCUUCUGCAUAUUGCAAUGAAAUGCUGCUGCCUCGUCCCGUUCCUGUCAGUGUUUCUGAGAAACCUGGCAGUUAUUUGCCGUGUUUAUCUAAUCUGAGUGAACCCAAUGCUCCAGCCCGAAAUAUCUCACUCAGACAAAGACCAAAGCGAGAGGCAAGUGUGAAAAAUAAUAGUAAACAAAGCAGCGUCUCCUGUCAAAAAAGUAGUGAUGUAAGUAAGCAAAGCAAACUCCAUUCAAAGAGUCAGCAAGGACCCAAAAAUAAAGGAAAACAAGCAAGUUUCAGGGAACUUCCCAAGAGGAAAACAAGAACUCAAUCAGAAACCAGCUCUGGUUCUGACAUGGCCUAUCUGUUGACAGCAAGACGUCUCAGGCUUGUCCCUUUGAGAACGGAUCAGUUGAUAAAAUGCCCUCGUCGUAACCAGCCAGUUGUGGUAUUAAACCAUCCUGAUGUUGACUCGCCAGAGAUAAUUAAUGUCAUGAAAACUAUCAACAAGUAUAAAGGUCACGUCCUGAAAGUAGUUCUCUCAGAAAGGACAAGUAGUUGUCUUGGUGUGAAACGUUACCGAAAACGUCUCACUCUUCAGAAUGCAGAGACAGGAAACCAAACAAAAAAGCAGAAUAUGUUAAAAACGAAACUAAAAAAAACACAUAAAAAUAACUACCAGGUGGUGGAAGCUUCACCAGCUGAAUCACUUCAGUGUAUGUUUAAGUGCUGGUUUUGUGGAAGAGUGUAUGUGGACCAGGAAGAAUGGAUAAGUCACGGACAGAGGCACUUGAUAGAGGCAACCAAGGGUUGGGAUGUUCUUUCUCUUCCAACAAAAAACAUCAAGUGAGAGAUUAGCUUAUUUGUCUUAUUUUUAAUGAUUGACACUACUUUGUUUGGAAGGGAAGAUAGAAAUAACUCCUUUGUUUUGCCAAAAGGUUUUUUUUUGUUAGCAAAGUGGGAGAGGAGAGUUACAGAGAUAAUGAGAAGCCGAUAGUGAGGGCUAAGCACUACUUUGCACUCUCCUAUUUGAAAUAAGUACCAGAAGACAACUUCAUCUGUUCCCUGAAAGAAAUCUGAAGAUUUGCUAUGCAAACAUCUUUCUCGUUGCCAUUUUCUGUGCUAGGAUACUGUGCUUGUAACUGGUUUGUGCUAGUUUGGUAUGAAUUGGAAUCUUAGACUACAAGAUAUGUGUAAA
Molecule: messenger RNA, 3622 nt
Organism: Tinamus guttatus (white-throated tinamou)
Lineage: Eukaryota; Metazoa; Chordata; Aves; Tinamiformes; Tinamidae
Gene: ZNF518B
Product: zinc finger protein 518B
Source: RefSeq, a predicted model, not a curated record